AUAUUGGCGAUGCAAAGAUUCUAACUAGCGCCUCUAGUGUCAAAAUUGUGAAGCUGUCUAAGAACGACACUUUGACAGUUUUCGUUACAAUUAACGUCAGGGAAAAACAUAAAUAAUAAAUACAAAUAAGAUUUACGUGGCAUUUUGCUGUUUAAGACAAUAAUUAUGUUGUCAAUAGUCGAUGUAAUUAAUGCGUCUGCAGGAUACACAAAACCAAUGCGUUCUGGUGAAGAAUUAUUACGGAGUGGAAUGGUGAUUUCGGUUGGAAAAAAAGAGAAAAAUAAUAACGUAAUUCAUGUACAAGCACUGGUACUACGAACGUCGGGAUUAAAUUCCAAACAUCCAGCCAUUAUAAAACUGUGGAUAGAUGUAUCUCAAGAAUAUGGAAAUAGAUUAGUUGGUGAUAAUGAACAAGAAGUCACAAAGGUCUGCGAUUGUCCUGCUGGAGCUUCAGAGAAAUGUAAACACAUAUUAGCUGUUAUGCUUUAUCUCUCAAGAACUGAGGAGGCAGAUCUGGAGGACCUGAGUUGUACGGACAUUGAGAAACAAUGGGGUACACUUAAAACUACAGCAUUGAAGGAAUAUGAAGCAAAAUCUUUGUCUGAAAUGUGCCAUGUGAAAGGACAGAGGGACAUCUAUGUGAAAACAAUGCCAGAAGUCACUGAAGAGAUGGAAAGUCGUUGGAGAAUGAAGUUAAUACAGAGCGCACCAAACAGUGAAUAUUCUUUAUUUACAAGUCUAAUUUCUGUAAUCCACUAA
This is a messenger RNA of Ostrinia nubilalis (European corn borer), 759 nucleotides long. RefSeq lists its product as uncharacterized. The record is from RefSeq and is a predicted model, not a curated record. NCBI's taxonomy places the organism in Eukaryota, Metazoa, Arthropoda, Insecta, Lepidoptera, Crambidae. The transcript is spliced from 3 exons. Gene Ontology annotation, molecular function: zinc ion binding. The coding region runs from base 166 to 759 and encodes 197 amino acids.